Trematosphaeria pertusa is the source of this 1433-nucleotide messenger RNA. RefSeq lists its product as uncharacterized. The record is from RefSeq and is a predicted model, not a curated record. The coding region runs from base 139 to 1098 and encodes 319 amino acids. Lineage: Eukaryota; Fungi; Ascomycota; Dothideomycetes; Pleosporales; Trematosphaeriaceae. The transcript has 2 exons.
GGAAAGGCACCAUUUAAGCUCCGGGCCCCUCCAUCUCUGUCCGGAACCUGCUCACCAACAGGAUAUCGCGGUACAAAUCAUAUCAAAAAACCACAAAGCCCUACAAAAUUCCAGGUAGGGUAAUCAGACAAGAUAGCCAUGAAAAAGGUCUUGCUAGUCGGGAAUAGAGACAUCUCCCGCACUAUCAUCAGCGCCUUGACUUCCAAGUUCGAGGAUAAUCGUUGCCCUUAUCAGGUAUCCGUCUUGACAUAUCCCUCUCAAGAGCCAUACCUACCCCCACACGUGUCCACCGGAAAUGUCCGGCAUAAGACGUCCGACUUUACACCGGCCUCCCUUGCGCGAGAGUUCGCCGGACAAGAGCUGGUAAUCAGCACUAUAGCCGGUUGCAACUACCAUCUCCAAGCUACCAUCAUCGAUGCCGCUAUCGCUGCGGGUGUGAGGCGAUUCAUACCGCACGAAUUCGGCUACGACACCUUGAACGAGAAAGUACAGGCAAGGAGCUCCAAAGGCACGGACCGGGCAAAGGUCAUCGAAUACCUUCGUCAUGCCCACAAGACGAAUACAAGCUUCGAGUGGGUGGCUGUAGCAGUGGGUUGUGUUUUAGAUACCAUGCUCCUCACCGGCGAUCUAGGAUUCGACAUGGAAUGGCAGAGCGGUACAAUACCUGGUAGCGGGGAGGAAGUUUUUCCGGCGACCAGCCUCAAAAGAGUGGGGACUGUGGUCGAGAGCAUCAUUCAACAUUGGGAUGCGGUCAAGAAUCAGUUCGUCUAUGCCGCUAGCCUCUUGACGUCCGGCAAUGAGAUUGCGGCCGCCUUGGAGAGGAUGUCUAGCUCAAAGUGGAGUGUAGGUUAUUCUGAUGUUGACGACUGCGUAAGAGAAGGCGAAUCAAGGAUCGAUCGAGGGUUUCCGGACUCUGGCAUGUUCCUUUUGGAGAGAAGCGUGCUUUACGACGAGCGAUUGGGCGCAACAGACCCCUUCCGGUAUCGGAGCGUGAACGAGCUCCUAGGAUUGAAGCCAGAAGAAGUUGACUCAGUUGCCCGCACUGCCUAUCAUGAAUUUCGACAUCGAGGCAAACCGGCUUGUGGGUGCAGCAGUUGAGAGUCCUUGCCAACAAUCGUGUGGUGCCAUGCCGACUCAUCCAGCAGGAAGCAUCGCUUUCCAACACGGGUCGCUUCUGCAAGUAGCUCGAAAGUCUUACGAUGAUUCGGCACUGUUGAGUCCUCGUAGACGGACCGGAGAGUGUCCGCGCCGGACGACGGAUGCGAAAUGUGGCCCGUUCUGCUGAUUCCGUGGUAGCACUUACGACUGCGGAGACAACAACUGCAGACGCCAGAUGCCUGCAUUUGUUCCUCAAAGACCCGACUUCACCGCUACUCCCCACCCUUCUUUACUAGGCCUUCUCGUUUUCUUCCGGGGCCCUGCAGCCCUCCGCC